GCUACCACUCCACUGAAUCAGUUAGCAUACCGCAGUCUUUCUAUAUAAAUACCGGUGCCUCUCACUCUUCUUCCUUCACAAGCCAGACCGCGACAAGAAGCUAGGGCAGGAAAUUUAGUUCGUAUUAGGAAGAAACUAAAAUCAAAGCAGAUCACAACUCUGCAGCAAUGGCGACCAAGAUAUACAUCGUGUACUACUCGACGUGGGGACACGUCGCGACGCUGGCGGAGGAGAUAAAGAAGGGCGCCGACUCCGUCCCCGGCGUCGAGGUCACCAUAUGGCGGGUGCCGGAGACGCUGCCGGAGGACGUGCUGGUGAAGAUGCACGCCGCGCCGGUGCGUCAGGACCACCCCGUCAUCACGGCGAGCCAGCUGGCCGAGGCCGACGGCGUCCUGUUCGGCACCCCGACGCGGUUCGGCAUGAUGGCCGCGCAGAUGAAGACCUUCUUCGACUCCACCGGCGGCCUCUGGAAGGAGCAGUCUCUCGCCGGCAAGCCCGCGGGCGUUUUCUUCGCGACGGCCACCCAGGGCGGCGGCCAGGAGUCCACCGCGCUCACGGCCGUCACGCAGCUGGCGCACCACGGCAUGCUGUUCGUGCCGGUUGGGGGCACGCACGGCGCCGGCAUGCUGAUCAUGGACGAGGUCAAGGGCGGCAGCGCGUACGGGGCUGGCACCUUCGCCGGCGCCGGCGGUGGCAGGGUGCCCACUGGCGCCGAGCUCGCUCUGGCGGAGCACCAGGGGAAGUACUUCGCCGGCAUCGCUAAGAAGCUCAAGUCCGUCUGAAAUCUGAUUUACUACACCGUAAUUCAUGCAAUGCAGUGCAAAGAUGAACUCGUCAUAUAUGUAUGGAGCAGGAUUUACACAAUUCUGUAACACGUUCCCGUUCCUUUCCACUCUUGUUUAAUAAUAAUAAUAAUAAUAAUACUCCCUCCAA
Messenger RNA from Triticum dicoccoides, 933 nucleotides. RefSeq names its product quinone-oxidoreductase QR2-like. The transcript is spliced from 2 exons. Gene Ontology annotation, molecular function: FMN binding; NAD(P)H dehydrogenase (quinone) activity. The coding region runs from base 168 to 782 and encodes 204 amino acids. NCBI's taxonomy places the organism in Eukaryota, Viridiplantae, Streptophyta, Magnoliopsida, Poales, Poaceae. The record is from RefSeq and is a predicted model, not a curated record. Gene Ontology annotation, cellular component: membrane.